Mesorhabditis belari is the source of this 2739-nucleotide messenger RNA. Lineage: Eukaryota; Metazoa; Nematoda; Chromadorea; Rhabditida; Rhabditidae. The record is from the annotation of a GenBank genome assembly.
AUGAACCCUGAUGACACGGGUGUCUAUCUGUGCACAGCGUCAAAUGCAUACGGAGUCGAGUCAUCGCAAUGUUUGGUCUUCGUCGCCGAACCCACUGGACCCGACGCGCAUUUGGUGUUGGCCGAUGUGUUGAGUGAUAAACGAGCUCCACCCAAAUUCGUCCGAGCACCAGCCGGACUCAUCGAUGCACCUGAAGGCUCAACCAUUAAGCUUGUGGCAAAAGCAAUCGGUGAACCCCAGCCUCGAAUCACAUGGAAAAAAGAUGGGAAGAAUAUUUCUCGAACAAAUCGAAUGUAUCAACAUUACCUCCUUCCUGUCCUAUCGGAUAUAUCUGGAGGAAAAAUGCACCAAAAUCAGUCUUCGAUCACUGGAGAGUUCGAAUCGCAUCUUCAAAUCGAUUUCGUCGUGCAGAAAACGUCGGGAAUCUUCCAGUGCAUCGCUGAGAAUUCUGAGGGACAGACGAUCGUUGAAACUCAGGUGAUCGUGCAACGGGGCACAGCGAGACCGAUCGAGAAUUGCGCGCCGGUUUUCCUCAGCCCAAUGAGAGAUAUGGGCAUUGUGAACGGUCAUCCAUGCACAUUGAGCUGCAAAUUCAAGGGAGUACCCGAGCCGGAGAUUCGUUGGUAUUUCAUUGAUGACAAUAUGAGAAGGAUUUGUCUCAAUAAUGUGCCAACUGGUUGGAUUGAGUGCAGCGGUGGAGACACAGCCGAGCUGAAGUGCGAGAGAACCUAUCGAAAUCAACAGGGAACUUAUCAAUGUGUGGCAUCGAAUCGCUACGGUGAAUCGUCAACUCAAUGCUAUUUGUUGGUGGGCGAGUUGAAUGAUCAUCCAGCCGGGCCGCCUCGUUUCAUCAAAUGUCUUCGCGAUGUUUGGACUCCGCUUGGAGAAGAGAUCGCUUUCGAGGUUGAAACUGCUGGAUAUCCAUUGCCCGAAUUGAGAUGGUUACACAACGAGAACCUUGUUCGUGAAGGCCGUGAUGUGCAAAUCAAAUAUGUUAGCGAUAACAAAGCCGAGCUGAAAAUCAAAAAGGUGUCACUUCUUGAUCUUGGCACAUACAGUGUGGAAGCAUCGAAUAUCCAUGGAAUGUUGCGAACGAAUGCCGCUUUGAAUGUCGGAAAGCCUCGACACGCAAUUCCACCAGAAUUCCGUCAAUACAUGCAGAAAGCUGAUCAAGAUGUCGUUGUGAUGCCAAAAGUCGCUUUUGAGGAAUCCGAUGUGCAACGCGCGCUUCUCAAGAGUGCUUCACAAGUCCGAAUGGAAUUGAGAAAGAAAGGAGCCGCUCCAGUUUUCGUCCAUGGAUUAGAGGAUCUGGAGUUGAGAGCCGGCGACUCGGCUGCUGUUGCUGGACAGUUGACUAGAAAAACUCGUCAACGAAUCGCACACGCACAUGGUCACAAAUCGGCGGCUCGUGGAUUAGCUGAAUCCAUUUUGGCGACAGCUUUCGAACAAGAAGCUUCCACUUCAUUUGAGGAAAUUGAGACAAAUGUAUCGAUCAAAGAAGAGAAGAAACUCGAGAGAAAAGAAUCAUUGAAGGAGGAAACCGAAUCCCAAUCAGCUCUUGAUGAGAUUCGUCAAGCAAUUCAACACCGAAAUCGAAAGACUUGUCGACCAAAGUUCAUGGUUCGGCCAAAGACAAAGAAACAAUUGGAAGAGGGACGAAGUCUGAGACUGAAAUGCGCUGUUUCCGCGAAUCCACUUCCAACUGUUUAUUGGGAUAAAUCGGGAAUGGUCCUUGAAACCGGCAACAAGUACUCGAUCUACAAUGACGGAGAUUUCUACUACUUGGAAGUGCAUCAUGUCUCAAUUCAUGAUCAAGAGCCAAUGGAAGUGAAAUGGAUAAGGAAUAAUAUGGUGGUCGCUGAUUCGAGUGGAUUCAAAUAUAAGAAAGAUAAGAAUCAUUGUGGAUUGAUGAUUGUGGACGCUUUCCCGGAAGAUGCGGGAGAGUAUAUUUGUGAGGCGAAAAAUCAAUGGGGAGUCGCGAGAUGUGCGAUGAGAUUAGAGAUUCGUUCUGAUGAUAAACCAUUGAUUGAAGAACCUCCACGAAUUGUGGAUGCGCCUACAAAUGUGAAUGGAGAACCGGGAAUGCCUGUUCAGAUUAGGGUUAAGGUGACUGGCCAUCCAGAUCCGGUCGUUGAAUGGUUUAAAGGAAAUACAAAGAUUAUCAAUGAUGAGAAAUAUCAACUUUCAUCGGAUGGUAAUUGGAUGUUGCUGACGAUAAAUGAAGCGACGAGAAAAGAUGACGGAAAAUAUCGAAUCUCGGCUUCAAAUGGAGCUGGAUCGAUUAGUCAUUCGAUUGAUUUGACUGUUAGAGAACCGACAUUGAGUGAUUCAUCAUUGGCUCAACCUCGUUUCACGGUUCAACCAGUUUCCGUGCAAACUGCUUUAGCACAAAAAGUUCAACUGCAGUGCUCAUUUGAGGGAAAACCGACGCCCGUUGUGUCGUGGUUUAAAGAUGAGAAUCGACUUCAAGAUGGAGUAAAGGGAUAUUCGAUUGAGACCACUGGAAACAAUUCGAUUCUUUCGGUGGUUUAUCUUGAGAAAGAACAUCUCGGAGAAUAUUUGUGCACAGUGAGAAAUCCGUAUGGAGAAGAUCUCGCCACUGCAAUGAUUCUAUUGGAAGUUUAUCGUCUCUUUUUGGCAGUUGUCGUUCUUCACGUCUUUCUGUCAACCAAUGUACACAAUUUGAAGUUCAGUUCUUUUGGUUCAUCGGCGGCUUUACCUCACCGUCCCCUUCGCAAG